CGGGGGUAAAUAUAAAUUAAAUAUAAAAAAUCGCUCGCCGAGUUCGCAUCGCUGCCGGUCGACUGUCGGACAAAAUACGAAAAAGUAGCGACGAAAGAAGAACAGUCGGUGUGUGUAUGUGUGCUGGUCUGGUAGAAAAAAAUCUGGUAGAAAUUCGCGUUUAAUUGUUCGCUCUUAACGUGUAUCUUUAUCUUUUCGACGCGCAAUAUGAUUAUACAGUUAGAGUAUCUGCGACAACCACCAGCCGCCGUCACUCUCUCCCGCAGAAAAUAACAACAAAUGUGAACCCAAAAAAAACAAAAAAAAACAGCAGCAGCAGCUAACAAAAUAAUAAACACAAAUCUUCAACUACACGCCACAUGCAUCAGCAACAACAACAACAGCAACAACAAUAUCAACACACACACACACACACAUAGCCAGCGUUCCUGUACUCUCAGCAUUCCUAAUCGCCGCAAUAUAUAAAAAAUAAAAAUAAAAAACACAAAGCUAAUGCAAAAAAAAUAAAUAACAAAUAAAUUGAAGGAGAAAUUGGUAAUGUCACAAAUACCAAAAAAAAUCAAAUUAAAUUGUAAAUAAUAUUUGUGUUGCCUAGAAAAAUUCGCCUAUUACGAGAAAAGUUAUCCAAAAGUGUCACGAAAAGUGUUUCUGCAAAAUAGGCCUAAAGUUUAAAUAAAAAAAUAUAAAAAUAUUUAGGAAAUUUAAACCAAAACGCACACAGAGCCCUUAGAAAGUAGCGGAAUUCCUAAAUCAAUUCUAAUCUAAAAUCUAAAUGAUAGUUUAAAAAAAAGUAAACAAAUCAAAAUAAAAACGAAAAGAAAAAUUGCAAAAGCCCGUCCCUUGUUGCUAAUCGCCAUUAGUUUAUCCGUGUGCUUAGCCUGCGGCAGUGUGUUGGUGGCAGCAAUUGCCCUUCGCCGCAACGCAGCAGCAGCAGGAGCAGCAGCAGCAGCAACAACGCCCAGGAUACGACAUCAGAAGCGUCGCUCGUCGCAACGACGGCGGAGCAACAACAACGCAGUGCUGCCCUGUGGGAUUGGGAUUGGGAUUGGGAUCGGGAUUGGAGUGGAAAACGAUUCGGCUCUGGCCCUGCCAGUAGCAACCUCAACAUCGGGCUCCACAGCAGCGGAUCAUCAUCAGACAGCAGCAGUAGCAGCAGCAUCACUAGCAGUUGCUACUGCAACAGUAUCGCCAGCAGCAGCACCAGCAGCAACAACAACAACAAAACUUUUGCCAACCGAGCCGGAACAUUCUGUACCCAUGCUAUCGGUACAGACGGCCGGCUGCGCGGGAAUGGAGCGGCUCGGCGUUCCGACCCGCACAUCGUUAAGCACACCACCUGAUGAUAGGGAUCAGUUUAGACGUAGAAUGCGCGUGGAUGCGCUCCAGGCACGUGAGCUCCUGGCUGUACGUGGCGAGACUGUGAUUCGUGGCGCCGGCAAUAACCAACUCCAGCAUCAACAGCAACACCAUCUCCAUCACAGCAGCAACAGCAGCAGUGGCGGCAGCGGCAACAAUAAGCAACAACAUUCCCACCAACAGCAACAACGCAUGACAACUCCAAGCACGCACAGCUCCGGCGGCAGUGGCAGUGGCAGCGGCGGCAACCGAGGUGGCACUGACCACCAACAACUGAACAACAAUAGUAUUAGCAGUAAUGUGGCACGCGGUGGUAUUGAGGCCACCACCCUCAAAUACGGCAACACGGGCAGUGGGAGUGGCAGCGGGAGCGGUAGUGGCUGUUACAAGGGCGACUGCGGCAACUCCUCGAGCGGAUCCACAUGCAGCUCGCUGCAGAGCCACAGCAACGACCACCAUCAACAUUACCAGUACCAGCUGCAACAGCAGCAGACGCCUCGCUGCCCGCACCAUGUACCACUGCCGGACAGCGAAUACGGACAGGAUAGGCACCUGCAGAUCAGGAGUAGCUAUCAGCAAUCGGAGAUCACCAGGUCGUACACGAAACCGCCGCCAAACAAAACGGUGCGGGAUGUGCCCGAGCAGAUCUCAGCAGGCGGCUGUGGGUUCUCCAGCUCCAGCUACCGUCUUACCACGCUCCAGGCCGCCUCCUCAACGUACUCGCCGUCUGGUGCGGCGGUGACCGCAUCCUCCUCGUCGUCCAGCAAGUCCAAGCCCAAUGCCAUAUCCAAAUUCUUCUCGCGCAUCAGCUCACCAAAGUCGCCGCCAAACUGUUCGCUAUCCUCGGUGGCGUCCUCUCAGUCAGCCUCCGCCUCCUCCGUGUCCAUGUCGUCGUCUGCCUCAUCGCUGGCCUCCUCCGCCUGCGUUUCGACCUCCUCAUCGGCCUCGUCCCUGGCGGCCGUGCCGCUUUGUCCACUGCCCGUUUCCAAUGCCGCGCUGCUAAAGAGCACGGCGUGCGGUUAUGGCACCAAUCCGAGUGGAGCGCAUAUCUAUGCGGGCCUGGGACCGAGCACUCAGCUGCUGACCAGCUUGGGAACGGGCGGAGCGACGGCGGGAGCGGUGUCGAGUGGAAAUUGUAGCCCGGAAAGAAUACCCACGCCUCCGCUGUCCGUAUCUGUGCCGAUUGGAGCUGGCCUACAGCCGCUGAGGAGUAGCAGCAGCGCCAGUCUACCCGCCGAUACAACUGCAGCAACAGCCACACAGUCUUCCUCAGCAGAUCACGCUGCCCCGCUGACCACGAUGAGCCGCAAUAAUUCCAACUCUAGCAUGAUGAGCUGCCACUGCAGCUGCAAUAGCCGGAAUUGCAGUCACUGUGGAGCCGCCUCAUAACUGAGCUCGUGUUAAGUUUAACUAAUUAACUAUGUACGUCGGAGGCGUCACAAAAACAAAGAUAUUUUGUGGUUGGCUGAUGAUGUGUAAUACAUAUAAUAUAUACACAAAUAUUUUUUUUAUGUUAGCCUAUGUUUAUCUAUAUUAUGUUAAAGUUUAACAGAUUUAUUUUGUGUAGGUCUGUCGCCAACUUUUGCGCUGGUACGAAAAGACUGUUUAUUAGUCAGAAUUUAAUUUGUAAAUUUUUUGAGUAAAACGAGAAAGCUAGAGAAUGUAAUAAAGGAAAUUAAGGACGAGAAGACAUACAUACAUAGCUGCGCUGCCGCCUUUUAGCACUCAACACAGACCAUAGACGGUUUUAUUUAGUUUUUAUUUUUAUAAUAUCAUUUCCAUUCGCCACUUGCUAAUCGCAAAAAUAAAACAAAAUUGUAUAAAUGAAACACAAUAAAAAGAAAACAAACUUGAAAGAGA
Molecule: messenger RNA, 3216 nt
Organism: Drosophila ananassae
Lineage: Eukaryota; Metazoa; Arthropoda; Insecta; Diptera; Drosophilidae
Product: secreted protein C
Exons: 5
Coding region: 1258-2745 (495 amino acids)
Source: RefSeq, a predicted model, not a curated record